UGACGAAAAAACCUAGAGAGAGAAACAGAGGAUAGAGAGAUGGGAGACGAUGGGGUGAAGAACGAGGCAAUGGAGAUUCUAGGUCUGUUUCAGUUGCUGCCUCGCCUCGUCGUUUUCGAUCUCGAUUACACUCUCUGGCCUUUCUACUGCGAAUGCCGCUCGAAACGUGAAAUGCCGAAAUUGUACCCUCAAGCAAAGGGGGUUCUCUAUGCUCUAAAGGAUAGAGGAGUUGAUGUUGCUAUUGCCUCAAGAUCGCCCACUCCUGAUAUAGCAAACGCGUUUCUCGAUAAAUUGGGGAUUAAAUCGAUGUUUGUUACUCAGGAGAUAUAUUCUAGUUGGACCCACAAGACUGAACAUUUCGAGAGAAUUCAUAGGAAGACUCGUGUUCCUUACAAUGAAAUGCUCUUUUUCGAUGACGAGGAUCGAAACAUAGAUGCAGUAUCUAAAAUGGGUGUUACGAGCAUCUUGGUCGGCAAUGGUGUGAAUCUAGGUGCAUUGAGACAAGGGCUCUCCAACUUCUCACAAAAUCGUUCGUCUUCAGAAAAAGGAAAGCAAAAAAAAUCGAAAAAGUCAAGUCCAUCCAAAACAGAGGACCAAUAAAUUAUUUGCUUCCUUCUUUGAAAUAUGACAGCUUAAGAUUACCUAUGAUGAAUUCAUAUUAUUCUCGUCAGAUACAUAUACGAGACACAUUUUUUACGAUUUUUGAAUUGGUUGUACUGUAUUGUAUAUGUUUAUUCAAAUACAUGCUGAAUUUUCAGAAAUGUUUGAUUUAUGACUUAUGCAAAGGAUAUGUUAUUAU
Molecule: messenger RNA, 799 nt
Organism: Erythranthe guttata (spotted monkey flower)
Lineage: Eukaryota; Viridiplantae; Streptophyta; Magnoliopsida; Lamiales; Phrymaceae
Product: Haloacid dehalogenase-like hydrolase (HAD) superfamily protein
Molecular function (GO): acid phosphatase activity
Source: RefSeq, a predicted model, not a curated record